AUGUAAUAUGGAAAUAUUUAUAUAAAUAACAUAAUGAAAUGGAUGUAAUUGCUUGUCUUGAGAAUGCUUAUGUAGAUAGUGCAAUGUGGUAAGAUAUUGAAUAUCUAUUAAGGUUGGGAACUAUUUAAAUCAGAAUUAAUAGAUAGUUCAACCUUCUCCCUUUGGAAAAACUCUAACAAUUCACCAGGUUCAAAUUUACUUUAAGUCUGUGAUCUAUAGCCAACUCUUAACUCUAAACUUCUAUAAGGGGAUACACUUUUGAAUAGAAAUAUUUUAAUGCCAACUUCACGAGCAUUCAGCAAAAUUAGAAUAAGUUUUGAUAUCUACUAUAUAAAUAUAUGGAAUGCAGCUGAAUCUAUUACAGUUUAUGCUAACAGUCUAUUGGUUCAUUAUGAAAAACCAUUGCCAUUUGAAAUUAAAGAUUACCCUCUAAGAUUUUGUGUUUCUAGGCCAUUUGGAAAAUCAUACGCUGAAUAAUUUUCACGUAUAGAUUAGGAAAUAGCAUUUAAUGAUCCAAAUUUAAAUAUUGAAAUAGUUCAUGAUAGAGCAUUAACAGGAACGACCAGUGAAUAUGGAAUCAGCAAUUUCAUUUUAUAAAUAUAUUUUUGUGAUGAUAGAUGUGAAGAAUGUGAUUAAAAUGAAUGUGUAUUAUGUAAAAUAGGAUAUCAAUUGAUCAGAAAUUAAUGUGUAUGUCAUCCAAAUUUACAAUAUUCAUACUUUAAUCCUGAUUUAACAUGUGUAGAUGAAUGUCCUAUAAAUUAUACAUCAGAUGAGAAUAGAAUAUGUUAAUUAUCUAUUGUUAGUCCAAUAUACUCUGAUCUUGAAGAAGAUAUAUUUAAUACUUAUAAAUUUAAAUUUGUUGCUGAUAAAUAUUAUAGUAUAAAUUAAUAGAUGAUAAAUUUAAUUGGAUCAAAGACUAUUGCAGGUAUGUUUACUAAUACAGAUUCAAUUUUUUAUGAUGACGUUUAUUUACAGCCUAAUUUUAAAUAUACAAUUAAAUUACACCUUUAUAUUACUGGUAAAAUGUCAAAGUUAUUCCCUGAAACUAUUUAAAUACUUUUUAAUUAAUAUAUUGUUGUUUAUAUGGAGGAAUUCAAUUAAAUUUCAUUGACAUCUCCAAUUACUUAAUCUACAACUGUAGGUUAAGCAUAAUCUUGUUUUAUACCAAACUAUACAAAGUGUGUAUCAUAUGAAAUAACUAUUUAAAUAGAAUUAACUGAAUUAGUAACAGAAAUAAUGUUUAAAACUAAAUUUUAAUUAAAUUCUCCAUAAAGAACAUGGGGUAUUAGAAAUUUCUAAAUUAAUUAAUAUUAAAUAACUUCAAAUACUUUUUAAUGUUCAAAUAAUUGUUAUACAUGUAAUCAAUCUCAACUUAAUGUUUGUUUAUCUUGUUCUGGAAGUUUGAAAUUAUUUAAUGGUAAUUGUGUAUCUUAAUGUCCAAAUUAUACUAUAACUAAUGGAAACUCAUGUGAAGAUCUAUCACUUAAUUCAGCAGAUGAAAAAUAUCUAGUUAAUAUGUAUCAUGAUAUGAAUUAUUAUCGUUAAGAUAUCUUUGAACCAUUAUAAAAUAUAACUUAAUCAUUUUUUAUGAAUCGAAUUAUUUUAGGUGGAUUUGGUAAAUGGUAGAAUUAAUAAAUUAACUUUAAAAUAAAUCAUGACAAAUAAAUUUAUAAAGUAAAAGUAUAAUUCAAUUUGGUUUUUAUUGAUUCAACUAAUAACUAAAUUUAAUUUCGUACUAGCAUCAAUAAUGAAUUACCACAAUAUAGUAUAUUUGGAAGUAGCAUUUCAGUAGGAAAUUAAGUGGGUUAAUCUUAUGUUGAAGUAACUUAAAGUGUUUCAUAUGUGAAAUCUUUUGAAUCUACUAAAGAACUUAAACUUCAUUUAUAAUGUAUACAAGGAAUUGAUAUUGAAGCAUAUUGUGGUAUCUAUGAUUUUAGAAUAAUUGUAUCUACUUGUUAAGAUAAUUGUUUAAAAUGUGAUGAUCAUGGGAAUUGUAUAAAUGAAAUUAAUACAAUUAGUAAAGAUAUUAAUGGAUGUAAGGAUGGUUAUUAUAAAAAUGGAAAUGAAUGUUUAUAAUGUAUUUAAGGAUGUACAUUAUGUACUAAUAUGAACUUAUGUUAAGCAUGUAAAGUAGGUUAUGAAUUAAGAUUUAAUACUUGUUUUUGUAGCUAAGUAAAAGAAAGAAUAAAUUAUUGUGAAUAAACAAAUUGUUUUCAUAAUUGUAAAACUUGUAUAAAUACAUAAGAAAGUUAUGGAAUUUGGAAAUAAUAUCAUCCAAAGAAUUGUUUAUCAUGUGAUGAAUCUAAAAAUUUAUGGUUAAAUGUAAAUUAAUGUAGUUGUUUGGAUGGUUAUUAUAUGGAGAGUUUCAGCUGUUAUUUAUGUUUACCAACUUGUUUAAAAUGCUAUUAAUAAGCAAGAACAUGUACUGCAUGUCAUCCUGGAUAGAAUAGAAUUUUAGAUAAAGAAUAAUGUCGUUGUUCAAAUGGAUAUUUUUAAGAAGACAAUGAUUUAGUUUGUAGUAAAUGUAAUGAUUUAUGUGAAAAUUGUAAUUUCACAAAAGAUUAAUGUAAUUCAUGUUAUUCUAGUCAGAAUAGAAGAUUAAAUAUUGAUACAUGUAUUUGUAUGGAUGGAUUUUAUGAUAGUGGAGAUUUGAUUUGUAAAAGUAUAAAUUCAUUUCAUAACUUUAGAAUGUCCUUAAAAAUGUAAAACUUGUUUAAAUGAAACUACUUGUUUAACUUGUAAUGAAGAUUAAUAUAGAAUAUUAAGUAUUGAUAAUAUUACAUGCACUUGUUAAUCUGGAUAUUUUGAUUAAAGUCCUGAUAAUACAUGUGGAAGUAUGUAUUUUAUUUUAAUAAUUAGAAUGUCAUUCAAGUUGUUUAGAGUGUAAAUAGAAUAAUAAUUUUGAAUCAUGUACAAGAUGUUCUGAUACAAGAGAACCUAAAUAUAAAAAUAGUAAUGUUUUGUUAUUUGAAUGUAAAUGUAGAAGAGGAUACUAUGAAUCAAAUAAUUAAGAAUGUUCUAAUUGUGCUGAUUAUUUGAAUCCUCCAAUUAAUCAUUAUUGUUAUUCAAAAUGUGGUGAUGGUAUAAUAUAAUGGAAUGAAGAUUGUGAUGAUGGUAAUAAUAUAGAUAGAGAUACUUGUUAUAAAUGUUUAAAUGGUAAUUCAUUUUGUUUUGAUUAUACCUGCACUGGAUGUUUAGCAGGAUAAUGUACUGGUUGUAUAGAUGGAUUUUAUUUAACUAAUGAAUUCAUUUGUUUACCCUGCAAUUCAAGUUGUAAAACUUGUAUUGAAAGAGCUGACAAUUGUACUGAUUGUAUAAUCUAUAAAGAAGAUUAAUCUGGAUGUCUAAUGUGUGAUUAAAAUUUAGGAUAUUAAAUAAGUGAUUCUUAAUGUGUUCCUAUUUGUGGAGAUGGAAUUAAAGUUGAUUAGGAAGAAUGUGAUGAUGGUAAUUUAGUUAUUGGUGAUGGAUGUGAUUAAAUGUGUAAAAUUGAAUCUGGUUUUAAUUGUGGGUCUCAAUGUUAAAAAGCUAUUUAUCCUAGUAUUAUAUUUGAAAUCAAUAAAUCAGAUAAGAAAUUUGAUAAAUAAAGAAUUGUAAGAAUUAAAACAGAUUCUCUAGUUUCAAUUAGUGGAAGUAUCAAUUCUAUUUUUACAUUUAAAAUAAACAAUUGUGAUGAUUAUGAUCUUACUUUUAUUGAUUUAACUCAAUAUUCUGAUAAAUUCACUUACUUAUUUUUAGAAUUGACCUUAAUUUUCAAAUAGUCUGUACCUGAUCCAGAAUUAGUUUGCUAGAUUAUUUAUUAGAAUGCUGUAUUGAAUUAAGAUGGUAAUACAUUUGGAGAAAAGAAUUAUAUGAUCAAAUUAAAGGAAUAUCAAUAACCUUCUAUUUCUACAGAAGAGGCUACUGAUGGAUUGAUGAAACUGAGUAAAUAUAUACUCUAUUUACUAUUUGGAUUUGCAAUAAUAGCAUUUUUAUUUGGUGGAUUGAAUAUAUUUUGGAAUCUUUUGGAUGCCUUACAAUUAGUCUCUUACCUUCAAUUCUUUAAUGUUGAAUAUCCAUAUAAUUUAAAUAAUUAUUUCACCAUCUUUGGAUUUGCUCAAUUUGACUUUAUUAAAAAUUACUUAAAUUUAGAGACAUUUAUUAGUGAAUAUGUGAAUACUCCUGAUGCAGAUCCUAAAUUCAGAGAUGAAGGUUAUUCAACUGUAUUCUAUGUCAAUAUCAUUCCAGUCUUUACUGUAUUUAUGACUACUCUUAUUGCUUAUAUUGUAUGUACAGCAUUGUUAUCAACAUUAACUAAAUUUUCACAUUCCUUUGUAUAUGUACCACUUAAUUCUUAAGAAUAAAGUAUUUGUACUUUUUUCAUUUACAGAAUAACAAGAAAUCUACAAAUACUAUUGAUGCGUUUCAAUAAAGCCUUUACAUCAGGUGUGAUUAGAACUUUUAUGGCUGUAGCUUUUGAUUAUAAUCUUGCCUUAUUUCUAUAGUUAAAGGAUUUCCAACUUAAUAAUUCAAUCUUAUUCACUAGUUUUAUUUUUUGUUUAAUAGCAUUUGUAAUAGAACUUAUAUUUAUUUCUAUGGCUAUUAAUUUUAUGUCCAAACCAUCUUUUGUAUUUAAAUAGAAAAUUAAUUUAGAUAAUUUUGGAGCUAUUUAUGAAGGAAUUAAAUUAGAUAAAAAUCCAUUUACUUAUUAUUUUAAUAUAGUACUCUUAAUAAAAAAAAUGUUAUUUAUGCUAUGUCUUGUAAUGUUCUAUUCAUCACCUUGUUUAUAAGUUGGAUUAGUAUCUCUUCUUAAUAUUGUAAUGGCUCUAUAUCUUAUAAAAAUAUAACCACUUGAAGACAAAGAUGAAUUAUUCAAAUAAGUAGGUUCUGAAAUUUUAAUUUGGUUAGCUGAAAUGCUUAUCUUAGGAUUUGCUAUUAAUGAAUAAUCAAAAUCACUUGAUGAAGAUUAACAACUUAUAAUUGGAUGGUGUGUAAUUGCUUUAACAUCAUGUCUAAUAUUAUUCCAAUUAUUUAUAGAUGUCAAAUAACAUAUAAAUUUCUUAAUUAAUGAAUAUGCCAUCAUCAAAAAAUUUAUAUACAAACUUAAGAAUAUGAUUUUUAAAAAAGAACCAGAAUAAGAAGAAUAAAAUAUUUUCCUUAAAGGAAGAAGAAGAAUGGGAAUUGAAAACUUGACAUCCCAAACUAAUAUUAUGACUAAUAAGUUUAGAAAUCUAAGUAAUUAAAAAUAAGGAAGAAUGGUAACAUUUACUAUCAGCUCAAGUAGUAGCUGA
Paramecium primaurelia is the source of this 5267-nucleotide messenger RNA. The record is from the annotation of a GenBank genome assembly. NCBI's taxonomy places the organism in Eukaryota, Ciliophora, Oligohymenophorea, Peniculida, Parameciidae.